GUUUCCGGUGUUAUGGCGACCACUGGCAACAUCGUCGCUUCAGUCUGGAGGGCAGCAGGCUGUGCAUUCAGGUUGCUGUGAAGGGAGACGGCUAUCUCACAUGUCCCUGUGAAUCUGACUAUGCUGCUCGUGGUAGCGCUGGCCUUAGUUUUUUCUUUCACUGUGGUCACCGCUGAGAGGGCAGAGAACACCAACCACAAACCACCAGCACCGCUGCUCAACUACAGCAGGAUCUCCCUGCCACCAGAGCACGUACCCCGCUACCUCUACAACAACAAGAGGGUUGCCAAGCAGUGCCGUCUGGACCCACUCUGCCCUUUUAAAGAUGGACUGCAGGAUCUGUCUGCCUGCUGGGGUUAUGAGAAGAACUGUGACCCAGAGAAGCGCUUUAGCUAUCCAGUCUGUACCAAAGCUGACUCUGGAUGGGCCCGUUCUCUGGAGGCAGCCCAGGAGCUUUUCUGGAAGCAGGCUGAUUUUGGCUAUGUGAAGGAGCGCCUCUCUGAGCUCAAAACACUCUGCAAGGCCAGCAAGCCAGGGGACUCAUCAUUAAAAUGUAGUAGCUACACACGCUUCUGCAAGGCAACCAACCUUUACCUGGACUUGCGUAAGCCUCGCAGAAGUCAUGAGAGAUACAAUGAGGACUUCAUUCAGAAUGGUGAGAUCGGCGGUUGUUGCAGACUGAACAAGCGAGCACUUGCUGCAGAGGGAGAGCACAAGAGCCCCUUACAAUCCUGGUACGCUGAGCUGCAGGCAUACACAGAGCUGGACUUUGAUCCCAUAGAGAAAGGACAUUGUGACAUCAUCAUUAAAAAACCCACUGUUUUCAUGAAACUGGAUGCUGGGGUGAACAUGUACCACCACUUCUGUGACUUUGUCAACCUCUACAUCUCCCAGCACAUCAACAACUCCUUCAGUUCAGAUAUCAACAUCAUCAUGUGGGACACGAGUUUUUAUGGUUAUGGAGAUCUGUUCAGUGAAACAUGGAAGGCCUUCUCAGAGUAUGACAUCAUCCACCUGAAGACCUAUGACUCGAAAAGAGUGUGUUUCAAAGAUGCCUUCUUCUCCCUCCUCCCAAGAAUGAGAUAUGGCCUCUUCUACAACACGCCUCUCAUCUCAGACUGCUACAGUGAAGGAAUGUUCAGGGCGUUCUCCCAGCAUGUCCUCCAUCGACUGAACAUCCCGCAAGAUGGACCAAAGGAGGGGCGUGUUCGUGUCACCCUGCUGGCUCGCAGCACGGAAUACAGAAGGAUAUUAAACCAAGUGGAGCUGGUAAAUGCCCUCAAGACUGUGCCUUUACUGGAGGUCAACGUGGUGGACUACAAAUACAAGGAUGUUCCCUUCCUGAUGCAGCUGAGGAUCACCCACAACUCUGACAUCUUUAUAGGCAUGCACGGGGCGGGUCUCACACACCUCCUCUUCCUCCCUGACUGGGCUGUCAUCUUUGAGCUAUAUAAUUGUCAGGAUGAGAGCUGCUAUCGAGAUUUGGCUCGGCUGCGGGGCAUUCGAUACGUGACUUGGCAGAAAAUGGACAAAGUGCUCCCACAGGACAAGGGUCACCAUCCAACCCUCGGGGACCAUCCCAAGUUUACCAACUACUCCUUUGAUGUGGGGGAGUUCAUGCGCCUCAUGCUGGAGGCGGCUGAUUACGUCACGCACCAUCCCAAAUGGCAGAGUCGGACCCUUCGCGAUGAACUCUAGAGUCUCUGUGAAUGUGGGACACAGACUAGUGGCUGCUGAAGAAUUUCUAACGUGAACCUGCCGUUUGUUGCGAUCUGCAGGCCUCUUUAUGUCAGCAGUCAUUUUUAAAGAUUUUUUUAAAUUUAAGUUACCUCAUCCACCAGUGGAUUUCAGUGGUCUGAUAGGGUACUUGUCACCUGUCACAUUUGUCCGCUGCCUUGGUAUGUCUGGAUGGGCGAAAGCAGUAUUAUAUAGCUUCCCACCAGCUCCAUUAGUAUCAAAUCACUGAAAGGACGAGGUGCGUGCAGUCGAAGCAUCUGGAGGGCGAUAAGAUGUGUCCUAUGUUUCUUCAUUACCUCUGUUGCGUCUGCUUCAUUCCACGCCGACAAAGUGAGCUAAUGAGCAGCUGUUGCGGCGUCCCGUCACAUGCAACAUCUUGUCACAUUUGAUCAGAGUCACCUUGACGCGAGCCUCCUCAGAGCGGCUGACAAUCACGCCAGAGUUUCUGAGCACAUCUAACAUACACCAGGCUAAUAUGAUGUGCAGUAUUCAACAUGCUGGAUUCACGUACGUACUCGCAGACUUUGGCUUUUUUGCAUGCAGUUUCAAGUGGUUUUAAGUUCUGUUCAUUCCAAGCACUAAUAACUAAAAGUAGAGACAGAAGGUCGCUCCUACUGCCAAGAGGGACUUUCUUUUAUAUCACUAUUAGCAUUUGUAUGUGUGCAAGUACAGCAAUACUUUAAUAGGAAGUACUGUGAACCACACAUUCAAGUAUUGGUCGAUAAAAUUCAACACUCCAUUGUUUCAUGCAACAUAAUGAAAAUGAUGUAAGUAUCAAAAACAUCUGGCAGGCUUUUUAAAUCUACACAAUUUUCUUUUACAUUGGUUAACAUUAAAUAUUUAAACAUACAAUAUGUAUGUCCUGCUGGUUUGAUGGAAUACGCCAUUGAUGCUGAUGCCUAUCUUUAUUAGGAAUUCCUUUGUAUUUUACCAAAGGAAAUGUCGUCGGUAUGGUCAAAGGAUGAGGGUGCUGCUGUUGUCUGUUACCUUUCCUAAAGCCUUUUGAAUGCUGUUAGUUCUAGAUUUGAUAGUAAAUUAGCCUAAAGUGGAAUGAGCACAAUUUACAUGCAGUCUGAUGCAAUGCACAAGAGCAUUUUGAGCAUUCAGCAGAUCAUUUUCAUGUCUCUUGGCUUCUCCGUGAGCUUGAUGUUUUAUUUAUCAAUGAAACCAUGUUGAACUCAGCCAGGCCUUUUUGGUCAGGGCUUUGCUCGCCUUGUUGGUGAUUUCAUAUUCAAAAGCUGUGUAAUAUUUUGAAAUAAAUAAUUC
This is a messenger RNA of Chelmon rostratus (copperband butterflyfish), 3003 nucleotides long. It is a transcript of the gene eogt, whose product is annotated as EGF domain-specific O-linked N-acetylglucosamine (GlcNAc) transferase. Gene Ontology annotation, molecular function: protein N-acetylglucosaminyltransferase activity. The coding region runs from base 121 to 1698 and encodes 525 amino acids. The record is from RefSeq and is a predicted model, not a curated record. The transcript has 16 exons. Lineage: Eukaryota; Metazoa; Chordata; Actinopteri; Chaetodontiformes; Chaetodontidae. Gene Ontology annotation, cellular component: endoplasmic reticulum lumen.